AUGACAUCAGAUUUUCCAAAUGAAAUGUCACCAUCAAAACUUGAUACUGGUCAAGUUCGUUUAUCAACACCAUCAACAAAUCGUCGAUUUUAUAAAACUAGUCAUCAUCAACGUCAUAAUUUACAUACGAGACGAGCAGCAACAAUCGAUCCAGAAACAAAUGAAGAAAAACUUCGUAUAGUUGUACUUGGAGCUACUAAAGUUGGUAAAACAUGUUUAUGUCAACAAUUUUUACAACAAAAAUUUCUUCCGGAACAUAAAGAAACAGUUGAUGAAAUGUAUCGAAUUGAACUUUCAUUAGUUGAUCGUCGAAUAAUACUUGAAAUAUUAGAUACAGCUGGUAUUGAUGAAUUUCCUGUUAUGAGACGUAUUGCUAUAGCACAUGGUGAUGCUUUUCUUAUUAUGUAUGCUGUCAAUGAUACUUAUUCAUUUGAUAUUGCUCAACAAAUGCGUCAACUUGUUUAUGAAAUUAAAGGUGAUUCAGAAACUCCAAUACCAAUGGUAAUUGUUGCGAAUAAAUGUGAUUUAGAUAUUGAAAGACGUGAAAUAACUCGAGAUUAUGCUGAAACAAUAGUACGAGAUCAAUGGAAAUCAACAUUAAUUGAAACAACAUGUCAUGAACGAGAAUCCGUUCUUAAUACAUUUCGUGUUUUACUUCAUUUGGCCAAUGUUAAUAUGACAUUUAGUCCGGAAGUACCACGACGUUCUUCUGAUCCAAGUGUAUCGGAAAAUAGACAACAACGUACAACUAAUAAACGAAAUAGUUGUGCACAACAAUAA
Messenger RNA from Adineta steineri, 780 nucleotides. Lineage: Eukaryota; Metazoa; Rotifera; Eurotatoria; Adinetida; Adinetidae. The record is from the annotation of a GenBank genome assembly.